This is a messenger RNA of Drosophila ananassae, 1059 nucleotides long. Its product is annotated as late embryogenesis abundant protein ECP63. NCBI's taxonomy places the organism in Eukaryota, Metazoa, Arthropoda, Insecta, Diptera, Drosophilidae. The record is from RefSeq and is a predicted model, not a curated record. The transcript has 3 exons. Bases 174 to 866 code for a protein of 230 amino acids.
UAUACGUUUUUGUGCUCUCGAAGCAGUCGGACGUAAAAAUAAACGCGCUUCGGCCAAACAAAAUAAGUUCAAAACCCGUUGACCAACAAAAAUCUCAGCGUAUUCGAAUUCCAAUUCGAUCAAACGAAUAUUCGGCUUUAAAAGAGUUAAAAAGAAAUUAAAACAGCCACAAAAUGUUCAGCUCGCUCACAGCAUCCUUGAAGAACUUUGGCGACAAGACGGCCAAUCUGUUCAGCAAGAAGAAGGAUGAGGCUGAGAAGCUGGCCAACGAGAAGGCUAACGAGGCCCAGAAGCUGGCCGAGGAGCAGGCCAAGAAAGUGGGUCAGUCGGUGCAGCAGACCAAGAGCGAGGCCGAGCAACUGGCCACAAGCACGGCCAAGGAAGCCGCUGCUCUGGCCAACGCCGAGGCCCAAAAGGCUGGCCAGGCCAUCGAUCAGGGUGUGAACCGGGCUGCCGGAGCUGUCAACCAAACCAAACAGGCCGUGGACAACACGGUGGCGCAGGCGCAGGCCGUGGCCCAGAACUCCAAGCUGGUGGCCGCCAACGUGGCGGAAGCCUCCCAGCGGGCGGCCGCCAACGCUGUCGACCAGACCAAGAAGGCGGCCAACGACGCCAUCAACAAGAGCGUCAAGGCCGCCGAGAAUGUGGCCGACCAGAAGCUGAAGCAGGCUGAGGGCGCCAUCGACGGAGCCCUGAAGCAGACCAGCCAGGCGGUGGACCAGAAGCUGCAGGAGGCCAACCAGUACGUGGACCAGAAGCGUCAGUCCGCCGAGAAGAGCAUCCAGGAUGCGGCCGGUCAGGCCCAGGAGAGCGCUGGACAGCAGGCCAGUGCCCUGCUCGGCAAGCUGCAUCUUGGCCAGAAGUAGAUACCGUAAAGAAAGAACUCCUAAAAAUAUCUUGAUGUGAAAAAUGCUUUAAAAAAAGAGAACAAAAAAAAGGAAAUUUGCUUCAAUGUAACGAGUGCCAGUAAUGUGAUUGCUAAAUCCUCAAUUGAAUAAUAUACACACACUCUAUAUUUUUGGAUUAUCUCGAGAGGAUAAAUACAUAUAUAUAUAUAUA